Messenger RNA from Carassius gibelio (silver crucian carp), 2115 nucleotides. RefSeq lists its product as uncharacterized. Gene Ontology annotation, molecular function: protein binding. NCBI's taxonomy places the organism in Eukaryota, Metazoa, Chordata, Actinopteri, Cypriniformes, Cyprinidae. The coding region runs from base 1 to 1425 and encodes 474 amino acids. The record is from RefSeq and is a predicted model, not a curated record. The transcript has 15 exons.
AUGAUUGGCUUAAUUGAAGCCGAACAAAGAAGAGAGGCCAAUCAAGACACUUUUUUUAUGUUUGACUUCAUCUGGCAGAACAAGAAAUGGAGCAUUGAUGCAACUCAUGAGGAUGGCACCCUUGGCCGCCUUAUAAAUGAUGAUCACAUAAACCCAAAUUGUACAAUGAAAAGGAUUAUCGUUGAGGGAAAACCCUGUUUGUGCCUAUUCGCUGCAAGAGAUAUCAUUCCUGGAGAGGAACUCACAUAUGACUAUGGAGGAAGUCACUGGCCUUGGAGAAAGCCUCCAUGCAAGGAUGAUGACAACAUGACAGCAAUAGAGAACUGCUCUGAUGAUUCUGUAACUACUGAAGGCACUUCACGAUUCACAGCUGAGCCUCCAUGCAAGGAUGAUGACAACAUGACAGCAAUAGAGAACUGCUCUGAGGAUUCUGUAAAUACUGAAGGCACUUCACGAUUCACAGCUGAGCCUCCAUGCAAGGAUGAUGAGAACAUGACAGCUAUAGAGAACUGCUCUGAGGAUUCUGUAAAUACUGAAGGCACUUCACGAUUCACAGCUGAGCCUCCAUGCAAGGAUGAUGACAACAUGACUGCAAUAGAUAACUGCUCUGAGGAUUCUGUAACUACUGAAGGCACUUCACGAUUCACAGCUGAGCCUCCAUGCAAGGAUGAUGACAACAUGACAGCAAUAGAGAACUGCUCUGAUGAUUCUGUAACUACUGAAGGCACUUCACGAUUCACAGCUGAGCCUCCAUGCAAGGAUGAUGACAACAUGACAGCUAUAGAGAACUGCUCUGAGGAUUCUGUAACUACUGAAGGCACUUCACGAUUCACAGCUGAGCCUCCAUGCAAGGAUGAUGACAACAUGACAGCAAUAGAUAACUGCUCUGAGGAUUCUGUAAAUACUGAAGGCACUUCACGAUUCACAGCUGAGCCUCCAUGCAAGGAUGAUGACAACAUGACAGCAAUAGAGAACUGUUCUGAGGAUUCUGUAACUACUGAAGGCACUUCACGAUUCACAGCUGAGCCUCCAUGCAAGGAUGAUGACAACAUGACAGCAAUAGAUAACUGCUCUGAGGAUUCUGUAAAUACUGAAGGCACUUCACGAUUCACAGCUGAGCCUCCAUGCAAGGAUGAUGACAACAUGACAGCAAUAGAGAACUGCUCUGAGGAUUCUGUAAUUACUGAAGGCACUUCACGAUUCACAGCUGAGCCUUUGGUUGAUUACUCGGACACCGAAGAUGAAGUUUUGUGUUCUAAAAUUAAGACAUCUUAUAAAAAGAGUGCACCACAGUAUCAUCAUCACAGCACACGGUUUGUGAGAACGGCACACUUCCAGCAGACCCAGUCUCCAAAAAAAAGAGAGGUUACGUUAAGAAGACGGCCUGGAACAAACUUGAGAUACAGGCUGUGGAGAAGCAUAUGAUGAGGUUUAUUAACAAUCACAAAAUUCCAGGAAAGGCAGACUGCAUGAGGUGUAAAGAGGCGGAACCACUUGCACUUAAAAAUAGAGAGUGGUCUACACUUAAAUUUUACAUCAAAAAUCGAAUCUCCGCUCUAAACAGAAAAUAUCUGCCAAAUUAAUUGACACACUGUCAGACUGAAUUGUUCAUUGGUAGAAACAAGCUUUUAUAGUUUUAAAACAAGCUUCCAUAGUCAAAUGGUUAGCGCAAUAGACCAUCAGUUCCAUAUUAUUGUUUGGAAAUGUAGAUUGUUCUUUCGAAAAUUAAGGCAUUUUAAAUAACUUUUAGACUGGAGUCUUUUUUUUCAUCCUUGUCUGCUUCAAAUGUAGAAUUGUUUUUCUAUAAAUGCAGACAUGGUAGAUUUUCAUUCUAUUGUACUUGUUUUCAAAAACUUGAGAAUGCAGUGUUUGUCAUGAAGGGUUUUAUUAAUAUAUUUUUUUUAAUUCAACUAGUGUUUACUGUGAACAUCUUUAUGAAAUAUUUCUGCAAAUUUUUGUGGACGACUGAAACUUAUGCUAAUGUUUCUGACCCUGACUGUUGACGUACUAAUGUUAUGAGUUUUGAAAAUGUAUGUCAUAAACUGUAUAACACUUUUUUUUUUUACUAAACCUUUAAAAGUACUAAGUUAAUUUUGUUUCUACAUCUAAAACAAA